AUGGGUUCCUCGAAAAAGUAUUUUGGCCUACAGGGCCAGACCUUAGGUAGGCUGCAGAUGGCCCUCAUCGUCGCCCCUUCGUUCAUAUUAUUCGGGUACAACCAAGCGGGUAUCGGCGGACUGAUUACCGGAGAGGACUGGGUUAAGACAUUCCCCGAGAUCGAUACGGUUAAUGCCACAGCCGCGGACAAGAGCGCGAAGUCAACACUCCAGGGCUUUGUGGUUGCCGUUUUCGUCAUCGGCGCCCUCUUCGGCUCGCUGUCAUGUUCGUACACUGGUGACAAGUUCGGCCGCCGUAAUGUCAUCUUCGUCGCUGGCCUCUGCACUCUACUCGGCGAGAUCCUCGAAGCUUCCUCCUUCAGCCUUCCACAGUUCAUCGUGGGAAGGGUCAUCGUCGGCCUGGGUGUGGGCCAGCUGAGUUCCCUUGUCCCGGUGUGGCAGAGCGAGACGUCAGGUGCCAAAAACCGUGGCAGACAUGUUGUCCUAGAUGGUCUCUUCAUCUGCCUCGGUUACGUUCUCGAGUCCUGGAUCAACUUGGGUUUCUUCGAGUUCCACACUGGACCCAAGACUUGGCGACCACCCAUCGCUAUCGCGUGCUUCUUCUCACUCGUGCUGAUCUCAUCCAUCUACAUGUUUCCCGAAUCGCCCCGUUGGCUUCUCAUGACGAACCAGAAUGAGCGGGCUGUCGAGAAUCUGUCAAUCCUUCGCGGCCUACCUCGGGAUUCUCCAGAAGUCCGUUCCGAGAUGGAGGGUAUCGAGCUCUCUCUCGAGAUUACUAGUGAUGGCGGCGCGAAGAUUAGCCAGAUUCUUAAGAUGGGCGAAGACAAGCUCUUGUAUCGAUUUGGACUUUGCAUCCUCCUGCAAUUCUACCAGCAGAUGUCCGGAAGCAACCUCAUCAGCGUGUACGCUCCGAUCCUAUUUCAGGAGAACCUGCACCUAAGCAGCGAGAUAUCCAAGGUGCUGUCGGCGGGGGCCCUGACGUGGAAGUUUCUCUCAUCGUUCCUCGCAUUCGCGGCCAUCGAUCGCUUCGGGCGACGUGUAUGUUUCAUGGUGAGCGGUGCCGGCAUGUCGUGCUGCAUGAUCGCGCUCGCCGUCGCCACAUCGUUCCCCGAGUCAAACCGGUCCGCGCAGAUCGCUGCCGGGUGCUUCAUCUACCUGUACAACAUGUUCGUUCCCAUUGGGUUCCUGGGCGCCAAUUUCCUAUACUGCACCGAGGUCGCGCCCCUUAGGUUACGUAUGGCUAUGAGUUCGAUUUCUACAGCCAAUCAUUGGGCUUGGAACUUUGUCGUGGCUAUGGUGACACCCGUUGCCAUUUACAGCAUCGGCUGGCAGUACUACAUCGUGUUUGCGGUCAUUGCUGCCUGCGUGCCAGCAUCUGUGUACUUCUUCUAUCCGGAAACGAUGGGCCGCAGUCUCGAGGAGAUGGACCUCAUCUUCAAACAAUCACCAUCGGCCUGGGACACCGUUCGGUACGAGAAGCAGCUACGUAGCUGUGGCGGCGUGCCCCGCGAUCUCGAGGAGAAGAAAGGCGGUACGGAGCACAAGGUUGAGCACUCGGAGGGUUAA
Molecule: messenger RNA, 1566 nt
Organism: Hypoxylon fragiforme
Lineage: Eukaryota; Fungi; Ascomycota; Sordariomycetes; Xylariales; Hypoxylaceae
Product: putative sugar transporter
Exons: 3
Coding region: 1-1566 (521 amino acids)
Biological process (GO): transmembrane transport; carbohydrate transport
Cellular component (GO): membrane
Molecular function (GO): carbohydrate:proton symporter activity
Source: RefSeq, a predicted model, not a curated record